This is a messenger RNA of Rhagoletis pomonella (apple maggot), 8932 nucleotides long. It is a transcript of the gene NaCP60E, whose product is annotated as sodium channel protein 60E. Gene Ontology annotation, molecular function: voltage-gated sodium channel activity. NCBI's taxonomy places the organism in Eukaryota, Metazoa, Arthropoda, Insecta, Diptera, Tephritidae. The coding region runs from base 139 to 8919 and encodes 2926 amino acids. The transcript has 29 exons. Gene Ontology annotation, cellular component: plasma membrane; voltage-gated sodium channel complex. Gene Ontology annotation, biological process: membrane depolarization during action potential; sodium ion transmembrane transport; neuronal action potential. The record is from RefSeq and is a predicted model, not a curated record.
GUGGUAUCGAAGCGUUUUCGUAAAAAUUACAUACACCGAUUCACCGGCACCAAGAGCCUCUUCCUUUUCCAUCCAUGGAGUACGGCACGUCGUGUUUGCGUCUACAUUGCAACGAAUCAGUUCUUCGACUACUGCGUCAUGGCCACUAUUCUGUUCAAUUGCAUUUUUUUAGCCAUGACUGAGACUGUGGAAGAGGCUGAAUACAUCUUCCUUGCGAUUUACUCCAUUGAAAUGGUGAUCAAAAUCGUUGCCAAAGGCUUCCUACUCAACAAGUACACGUAUCUGCGCAAUCCAUGGAAUUGGCUGGAUUUUGUAGUCAUCACAAGUGGCUAUGCUACUAUUGGCAUGGAGGUGGGCAAUCUAGCCGGUUUGCGUACAUUUCGCGUAUUACGCGCAUUAAAGACUGUUUCAAUAAUGCCAGGACUAAAGACUAUCAUCAACGCACUACUGCACUCGUUCCGACAAUUGGCCGAGGUUAUGACCUUGACCAUUUUUUGUUUAAUGGUCUUUGCACUAUUCGCACUACAAGUAUACAUGGGAGAACUAAGAAAUAAGUGUGUAAAAAAUCUUCCAGACGAUUGGGUGAAUACCACCGAUGUGGAAUGGAGGAGCUGGAUCAACGAUACUGACAAUUGGCUCUACGACGACGAAGAAUUGCCGAUGCUGUGUGGCAAUUUGACCGGUGCGCGUCACUGCCCUCUUGGUUAUACUUGCCUCUGUGUGGGCGAGAACCCAAAUCAUGGUUAUACGAAUUUCGAUAACUUCAUGUGGUCUAUGUUGACAACGUUCCAGUUGAUAACCUUAGACUAUUGGGAGAAUGUGUACAAUAUGGUCUUGGCCACAUCUGGUCCCAUGAGUGUGUCAUUUUUUACCGUGGUUGUGUUUUUUGGCUCAUUUUAUUUAAUUAAUCUAAUGUUAGCCGUAGUUGCAUUAAGUUACGAGGAAGAAGCGGAAAUAACAAACGAAGAACGCAAGAAAGACUUAUUGGAUCAUCGCGAUGAUUCAACAUUUAGCUUCGACCCGUCCGUUUUAAAUGUUAAAAAACUUAAUAAAAAUAACAAAAAGAAAAUCGAUUCUCGUAAGGGCGUACUGCUGGCUUCGUACAGCAAAAAGAAGACGCGUCGAAAAAAGGCUAAAGGGGGGAAGGAUGGUGCCAACAGCAACAACGAUAGCAACGGAGAUGGCCAAAAUAAAAGUAGAUCCGUUACGCCCAGUCCCGGUCCAAGUCCGCGUCACAGCAACGCUGAACGUCCCAAGCAGCUGCAAUUGCAACACACAACCACACAGCAGCAGCAGCAGCAGCAACAACAAUUGCUGCCAGCACCCACUGCACAACAACAACAACUACAACAACAACAACAAAAACCACAAACACCACAAGCGCUCACACCGAAAGAAGCGCAGACUGCUCGCACACGCAUAUGCUUCCAAGAAGAUGGUGGUAAUAAAAAUCCAAAUAUGCUAUAUCCAUCCGAUUACAAAGGUCAAUUGGUGCCCGGUAGCCGUCAAGCUAGUUCCAAUUCGAGUGGUGUCAAUCGUGAAUCAUCUCAAGAUGAUUCCGGUGUGGUGGACGAUCACGAGGAGCAGGAAACGGGCACCGAAAUGGUGAAUGUAUCCACAGUGGAGUUGCCAAAUGAGCUGACCUCAGUAACGUUGGCACUGUCGCCGCGUGAGGUACGGCUCAUCAAAUGCAAUGGUAACAUUGCACGCAUUAAGAAGCAUAACAUUUAUGCGCUGCAUCAGGAAUUUUCUUCGGAAAUUGUGGUGAUCGAUGAUCUUCCGGAUCGUAAUUGUGAUAGAUGCAUACAAUGCUGCGUCAACUAUGAAGGCUGGCUGCAGUUUCAAAAUUGUCUCUAUAAGGUGGUGCGCGAUCCACUUUUCGAAUUAGCUAUCACACUUUGUAUAGUAUUAAAUACGGCAUUUUUAGCUAUGGAACAUCAUGGCAUGAGUGAGAACUUUCGCAAUGCAUUAGACGUAGGAAAUAAGGUUUUUACAUCGAUUUUCACAUUCGAAUGCAUCAUUAAAUUAAUGGCACUAUCGAAGGAUUUUUUUCUAUGUGGCUGGAACAUAUUCGAUUUGAUAAUUGUGACAGCCAGUUUAUUAGAUAUCAUAUUUGAGUUGGUGGAUGGACUAAGCGUGUUGCGGGGCUUGCGUUUGCUUCGCGUGCUGAAACUUGCGCAAUCUUGGACGACAAUGAAGGUCCUGCUCAGCAUUAUUAUAUCGACAAUAGGUGCUUUGGGUAAUCUUACGCUAAUUUUAGUUAUAGUCAUUUAUAUAUUCGCUGUGAUCGGCAUGCAGUUGUUUUCGAAAGAUUACACACCAGAAAAAUUCGAUCCAGACCCAGUGCCAAGGUGGAAUUUCAACGAUUUUUUCCAUUCGUUUAUGAUGAUUUUUCGCAUAUUGUGUGGUGAGUGGAUUGAGCCGCUGUGGGAUUGCAUGCGUGCAGAGGAAGAGCAAGGUGCCUCUUCAUGUUUUGCAAUAUUUUUGCCAACGCUAGUUAUGGGAAAUUUCAUGGUGCUAAACUUGUUCUUGGCGUUGUUGCUCAACAGUUUCAAUUCGGAGGAAUUGAAAUCGAAAAAAGAGGAAGUCGGCGAAGAGUCGAAAUUGGCGCGCAGCAUCGAACGCGUACGCGAUCUGAUACGCAAGAAGCGACAGGAACGCAAAGAGCGUAAGGAACGCAAAUAUGCGACAAAGUUCCAACAAAUCGUUAUGGAGGCGCAGCAGGCGGCCGCGAAGGUGAUCGAAAAGCCGAGCUUAAUAACGGAAACUAAACUGCAUAGGCUUAGUUAUCAAGAAUCCAUGAAUCGUCCGGUGUCCGGUUCGGAUUUCGGCUUUCAGAUUCCACUCAAGGAUACCUUACACACCAUCGUUGACGGCGUAGAGAGCGAACACGAGCUAUCCGAACUACAAUUACAACAACACCAGCAGCAGCAGCAGCAGCAGCAACACCACCUACAGUCAACAACAGAGUUGCAACAGCAGCAACAGCAGCAACAACUCACACAACAACAAAUACAACAUCACAUGCAGUUGCAACAGCAAGCGCCCUCAUUCGAUGGCAUCACGACAACAACUAGCUCCUGCCAAUUAGACAAUAAUAGCCGCAACGAUUACAAUACACUCUACCCGCAGGCGGAACGUCGUCUGCUGCAUCAAGUGUCUUCCGGUUUUGGUACGCAACACAACGAUUCGCGCGACGAGCCAACAUACACCGAGUCCAUUGAGUUGCGGCUCAUGGGCCAGUACAAUUCGACUGAUACCGAUCCGUAUGCGAAUGAUCAGCGCAGCGGUUCGUUUAUGCGUGGCGAUUCGCUGCAGGACACAUCGUCACGGCGUUACUGCAGCGAGGAGCAUGAUGAGGCCUACUUGCAGUAUCAGAAGUCACUGUUAACGCGUUCGCCCAGCUACCGCAAGUCAUUGGAUCGCCUAUCGCAGUCGAGCGACCAGUCGCAACGUUCGCUGUUACCUUCGCGUAGCCUGAAGUCUGAUGAUGACUUGCAUUUAAGUGUACGUCGACAUUCGAGCGGCCAUUCGCUGAAUACCAUCUCCAUGGAACAUGAAGAGCUACUUUCAGGUCAGGGCAAUUUGCGCGAUGAGCUGCUGAAUUGCGAGCACAAAGAGCUUUUUCAAUUUCUGCAAGACGAUGCGGAUAAUAGCAAUAAUUAUUUCAGCGAAACCGUUGGAUAUGGCUCGGCAAUUGUCGAUGCCGACACAGAUUCGUUGAUUGUUGAUGUGCGAAAAGAUGAACGCAAGCCAUCGACGAGCAGCAUCAAGUCGAACUUGAGCUAUAUUUCCAACUCGAUAUUGCAGCAGAUCGAGCAGCGUCGCAAUGGCAGUCAUGCGUCCAGCAAUGGCAAUGGGCAUGAUAAUGAAGCGCUGCCACUGGUGGAGCAUUCCGAGUUCGACAACAUCAUACAGAGCUUCGAGAAGGAAUUGGAAGAGAUAAAGCGCUCAACGACGUCACUGGAGCGACGCCUGUCCACACUCUCAGAGCCGUCGCCUGCUGCCGAUGAAGCCAAUAAAGCCAUACUCGAUCAUAUUGCUGUCAUUACAGGCGCCUCUGAGCGCUCUGCCGCCGAUGAAGUUGUACACCCACUCAACCCGUAUGACAGUUACGAUCUGUCGACUGUGCCGCGCCGUCAGCAUUCGCUGCUCACCAGCACCGAUCGCAAUUCGGUAAAGAUUAAACGUCGCAGCUUGGAGAAGCAGCGCAAAAUCGACGAAGACUUUAGCAUAUCAAAUGAAAUACGCAAAAUCUGUGAUCAAAUUCAUGCCCCAUUCGUGACCAUCGAAUCGAUGGCGGUGGCGGCAACAGUUACAGCGGCCGCUAAAUCGCCGUUCGCACGCCAUAAGAGCGAUCAAUUAAGCGCGCAAUUCGAUCGCUUCAAGCGCCUAUCGCUCAUCGAACGUGUCGAUGAAGUACCUGAAGAGGAGAAGCCCAUAUCAACGCUGCGCAUGGAGUCGGAGAAACUGCCACGCAAGUGCCUAACCACAGACGCCAUCCGACUGGACAGCCUAUCGCUGAAGAGCACAAACUCAUAUGAGAAUUUGCUAAUACAAAAGCAACAACUGAGUCGUCAGCAGAGUAAUCAACGUGACGGCGCCUCUUUGACUUCGUCGGGUGUGGCGGUACCACCAACGCCACCGACAUCACUCAAGUCGCAGCUCGAACCGCCAACACUAGCACAAAUAUCCUCAAUUAAGACCACGCCGCCGCUAGCGGCACUCACUGAGCACCAACAGCAUUACCAUGCCUCGAAAAUACAUGACCCACCUCCACCACCACUACUUCAAAAAUCACUAAUUCCGUCAGCAACAAGAACCACCAUUUCCACCACUAUCACCACAACCACAACCUCGUCCAUCCGCCCAAGGGCUGCCGGCGAUGUUAGCGAUAUGCGCGCCAAACGCUUCGCCGAGCAUCCACAAUCGACACUAGACAAAGCCGCUUCCUUUCAAUCCGCACGCACCGAAUCGCAUAGUUCGGGCGCAGGCGGUAUUGCCGACACCAGCUCGGUACUGGCACUGGGAUACAGCGUACCGGGUGCACGCUCAUCUGCAGGCGGUGCUAUGGUAACGGAGACGGCCGAACCAACACAAAAGUCGGCCUUCUCGCGGCUGACCGAAAAACCAUGGCAUUGUCUGGUCUCCUACGUAGACGAUCUCACUGUAGGUGGGAGGCGUAACUCGCAGGGAGCAUACAAUGACCCCAUGACUUUUCCAAGUUUCGGACAAACGAAACCACCGAAAGUGCCAGAUGAUUGCUUUCCGCAGAAGUGUUAUGAUCACUUCUAUUUUCGCUGUCCAUGGUUCAUGUCGUGCAUGGACACGAAGAGCGCCAAACAAUGGACACGCAUAAGGACGGCUGUCUUGGCGGUUGUCGAUACUCCAGCCUUUGAGUGGUUUGUGCUAGUGCUCAUAUUUGCAUCGAGCAUAACCCUCUGCUUCGAGGACAUCUACUUGGAUAGCAAUAAAACGCUGAAACGUGUACUCUACUGGACGAAUUUCUCAUUCUGUCUCAUCUUCGUCAUUGAAAUGGUCUUAAAGUGGCUAGCGUUGGGGUUUUCCAAAUAUUUCACAAGUUUUUGGACAAUAUUGGAUUUCAUUAUAGUCUUCGUUUCCGUGUUCUCGCUGCUCAUCGAAGAGAAUGAAAAUCUCAAGGUAUUGCGUUCGCUGCGUACAUUGAGAGCUUUGCGCCCAUUGCGUGCCAUAUCACGGUGGCAAGGAAUGCGAAUUGUAGUAAAUGCUCUCAUGUAUGCAAUACCGUCAAUUUUUAAUGUACUUUUAGUUUGUUUAGUCUUUUGGUUGAUAUUUUCCAUAAUGGGUGUACAAUUUUUCGGUGGUAAAUUUUUCAAAUGCCUUGACGACGAUGGUGAAUUGCUGCCAGUGACGGAAGUGAACGACAGAGCCGAAUGCAUCAAGCAGAAUUACACUUGGAUCAAUUCGAAGAUCACAUUCGAUCACGUAGGCAUGGGCUAUUUGGCGCUGCUGCAGGUGGCCACCUUCGAGGGCUGGAUGGAGGUGAUGGCCGAUGCAGUGGAUGCGCGCGGCGUCGAUUUGCAGCCGCAGCGCGAGGCCAAUUUGUAUGCCUACAUUUAUUUCGUCAUCUUCAUAGUGUGCGGCUCAUUCUUUACGCUCAAUCUAUUCAUUGGAGUUAUUAUCGAUAAUUUCAAUAUGCUCAAGAAGAAGUAUGAAGGAGGAGUGUUGGAAAUGUUUCUCACCGAAUCUCAAAAACACUAUUACACCGCCAUGAAAAAGUUGGGACGAAAAAAACCACAGAAAGUCAUUAAGCGACCAAUAAAUCAUUUUUUAGCAAUGUUUUAUGAUUUAUCGAAUUCGAGAAGAUUCGAAAUAGCCAUAUUUGUAUUGAUUUUUUUAAAUAUGUUAACAAUGGGUAUCGAGCACUACAAUCAACCGCAUUCUGUGUUUUUUAUACUCGAAGUAAGCAAUGCAUUUUUUACCACCGUCUUUGGUCUGGAGGCGAUCGUCAAGAUCAUCGGUUUGCGUUAUCACUACUUUACUGUGCCAUGGAACGUUUUCGAUUUCCUACUUGUGCUCGCCUCCAUUUUCGGCAUCCUCAUGGAGGAUAUCAUGAUCGAUUUGCCCAUCAGCCCAACCCUCUUGCGUGUGGUUCGCGUCUUUCGCAUCGGUCGUAUACUGCGUCUCAUUAAAGCGGCCAAAGGUAUACGUAAACUGUUGUUCGCUUUAGUUGUCUCACUGCCGGCGCUAUUUAAUAUUGGCGCACUAUUGGGAUUGAUCACCUUCAUCUAUGCCAUAUUGGGCAUGUCGCUGUUCGGCCAUGUUAAGCUGCAGGGCGCCUUAGAUGAUAUGGUGAACUUUCAGACAUUUGGACGCAGCAUGCAGCUGUUGUUUCGGCUAAUGACCUCCGCUGGUUGGAAUGAUGUGCUGGAAUCACUGAUGAUUCAACCACCCGAUUGCGAUCCCUUCUUCAAUAAACAAACGAACGGAGACUGCGGCCAUCCCCUAUUGGCCAUCACCUAUUUUACUAGUUUCAUUAUAAUCAGUUAUAUGAUUGUGAUUAACAUGUACAUUGCAAUUAUUUUGGAGAAUUUCAAUCAGGCACAUCAAGAGGAAGAGAUCGGUAUUGUCGAAGACGAUCUGGAGAUGUUCUAUAUCAGAUGGUCCAAAUACGACCCACACGCUACACAAUUCAUACAUUUCGGUCAACUUUCGGAUUUCAUUGCCUCGCUCGAUCCACCGCUUGGCAUUUCGAAGCCCAACACUGUGGCGUUGGUCUCAUUCAAUUUGCCGAUAUCGAGGGGUAAUAAAAUUCAUUGCCUUGAUAUUUUACACGCACUAGUCAAACAUGUGUUGGGUCAUGUCGAGGAAACGGACAACUUCAAACAGCUGCAGGAACAAAUGGACGUGAAAUUCAAGAAACAAUUCCCCACACGAAAAGAGUUGGAAAUUGUUUCGUCGACGCGCAUUUGGAAGCGACAAGAGAAGGCGGCUAAGACUAUACAGAAUGCGUGGCACGAAUAUCAGCGCAUGAAGAAGGAGAAAGAACGCUCAAAUUCGGGUGACAGCAUGACGCAGACAUCAAGUCCCGGUGGAUGGCAGUCCAAAUUGUCUGCGCUCAAUUUCUUUCAUCUUCAAGUCAGUCGUCGCGGUACUCAAUGUUCCAGCCGUGCGUCCUCACGCAAAUCCUCACGUGCCUCUGAUGCUUCCGAUCUGAGCGAACUAGCCGGUCCUUGGCUCAACCUGCCGCUGAUGUUGGUCUCUGGCGCUGACGAUGUUGUGAAGGACAUCAAGCAGCAAAGCGAGGAACUUGGCAAGCGCGGUAGCAUAUUCGUGGAAGCGCCUCGAGCUAAUCGCCGUCGCAGCAUUUAUAAUUUCUUUUUGCGCCAUCAGGAUGCAGUCGAUGAUAGCUUAACAUCACCAUCAGUGCAUAGAAAAAGCAUUUCACCAACGACAACAGCAAUUUCCUCCACAACCACAGCCACCGAAAGACAAACCCAACCGCAAUCACAAUCGCAACUACAACAAUUACCUACGCAAAUAGCGCCAACGCCAACACGUAAACGUGCCACCAGUUUUAUACGUAAAAAGCCACCGCUUGAAAGAGGUUUGUCAGCACAAAGCGCUUUAAGAGUUAACAAAAAUGCUUUUGUCUCGGAAGGACCAACACCGGAGGUGAUUGUGACAAAACCGUCACCGGAACAGCAAUCGGGUCCGCUUGGCUUGAGGCCGGAUAACUCAACGUUGGUGCAUGUGUUGGUACAUCGUGAGAGUGAGGAGUACAAGGAGGAAGAAGAUGAUGAGGGCGGUGGCGGCGGCGGCGACGGCGGAGGCGGCGGUGGUGGUGUGUCACCAGUAGGAGCGAUUGACAAAUUUAAACCACCACAAAUACAUAUUAGUCCAGGCUCCGAAGACAUACGCUUCGACGACCUCAUAACAAUGCAACAGCCCAUCGUGCAAAUAAUGGUCGAUAGUCCUAAAGACCCACCACGCGGCGAUUUCUCCGAUGAAAAUCAAAACGCUUCGUCUCAGGUUUACGACUACACUGCGCCAACCAACGAAGAAAGCCCAACAAGCGAUUCUCAUAUUGAGGAGGAAAUAUCACCAGCAACCGUGAUUGAUUUAAAUGAGCCAAUUGAUGUGAACAUACAGGGUGAUACAUCCAAAGUGUUCUACGAUUACAAUCCACAGGAUGCCAAUGAAAUCAUCGUGCUGGAAACUUUAACCGAGGAGUCACCCAAAUCAGAGGAUCUACCACUCCCACUAGCUGCGCUCCCAGCACUACAACAAUCAACAAUUACUACGCCUCCAGCUUAUGCGCCAACAGCCGCCGUCACACCCACAACACCUGUGGCGGCCACUUCACCAGAUGCACCGGAGAGCGGCGCCACCAGCGGCGGUGCUGGCACAUCUGAUGAGAGCGAUAAAGCGAUUAGAUGACCUUCAUUGCAAA